GUUGUGGUCUAUAGAGCGGUCUGAAGUGUGCAUGAAGCAGACUUCCCUCGUCCACUUGACGAAGUGGAACGCAGUUCAAACUGGCGACGGGGAUUCCCCCGAGGGUAAGCGCUUAGGGAAGUUCGCGAGUGCGUGUCUAAAAGUGAAUUGGAACGCAGCCGAAGUGUUCCUUUUGGCAAAGGGCCUCUAUGUGUCGUAGGUCCACGCCUUCUGCAGGGUAUGCGGAAGUGUAAACCGGCGUGUGUGCAGGAAGGCAAAUGGCGGACGCGGUGUCUAUUUUCAUGUCAAUUGGCCUUAGUGAGCAGAAAGCUAAGGAAACAUUGAAAAAUGAGGCACUCACAUCAACACUCAAGAAGGCCAUCGAACAGGCUCAAGGAUUGCUGGGGUCCGCUAGCGUUGAUAAGACUGCAGGCACUCUGCUGUAUAAUAUGGUGACACGACUCAAAGACACGAAUCGACUGUCUUUCCUCACAGAAUACAUCAUUACACAAAAAAUAACUUCAGAACUGCAGUUGUCAGCAGCGUUGGACUUUUUAAAAAGCCACCCUCAGGAGAAUCUGGAUCGACUUGAGUUUGAGACUGCCUGUGGGGUGGGAGUGGUGGUCACUCCAGAGCAGAUAGAGGAUGCGGUAGAACUGAUUAUCAGGAAGUACAAAGAUCAGCUGUUGGCAGAGAGAUAUCGCUUUAACAUGGGGAUACUCAUGGGUGAGGCCAGAACUGCUCUCAAAUGGGCUGAUGGGAAGAUUGUCAAGAAUGAAGUGGAUAUGCAGGUGCUGCACCUUCUGGGUCCAAAAACUGAGGCAGACCUGGAGAAAAAGCCCAAGGCUGCCAAACCCAAAGCUGCAGAGAAAGAUGUGAAGAUUGAGCAGGUUUCUGUAGAAAAUGGUGAAGCGAACACAGAGGGGAAAUCACUGAUGGAGCAGCUUAGAGGAGAGGCGCUCAAGUUCCAUAAGCCAGGGGAGAAUUACAAGACAGAGGGUUAUGUUGUAACGCCCAACACCAUGAAUUUGCUGAAGAAGCACUUGGAAGAGACUGGAGGACAGGUCCGCACCCGUUUUCCCCCUGAGCCUAAUGGGAUUCUGCAUAUCGGUCAUGCCAAAGCAAUUAAUUUUAAUUUUGGUUUUGCCAAGGCCAAUAAUGGCAUCUGUUUCCUGCGGUAUGAUGACACAAACCCUGAGAAAGAGGAGGAGAAGUACUUUACUGCCAUCAGAGAAAUGGUGGAGUGGCUUGGGUACAAACCAUAUGCUGUCACACACGCCUCUGAUAACUUCCAGCUGCUCUAUGAUCUUGCUGUUGAUCUCAUUCGCAGGGGUCAUGCAUACGUAUGCCACCAGCGUGGAGAGGAACUCAAGGGUCACAACGUCCCUCCCUCCCCCUGGAGAGAGCGACCUGUGGAAGAAUCUUUGAUUUUGUUUGACAGGAUGAGAAAGGGCAUGUUUGCAGAGGGAGAAGUCACUCUCAGAAUGAAGAUGGUGAUGGAAGAUGGAAAAAUGGACCCUGUGGCAUAUCGGAUCAAAUACACGCCACAUCACAGGACAGGAGACACUUGGUGUAUAUACCCCACGUAUGAUUACACGCACUGUCUGUGUGACUCCAUUGAGAACAUCACACACUCACUGUGCACCAAAGAGUUUCAGUCCAGACGAUCAUCAUAUUUCUGGUUGUGUAAUGCUCUGGAUGUGUACUGCCCAGUGCAGUGGGAAUAUGGCCGACUCAACCUCACUUACACUGUUGUUUCCAAGAGAAAGAUCAUCAAACUGGUGGAAACAGGAAUUGUUAGAGAUUGGGAUGAUCCACGACUUUUUACCCUCACAGCUCUCAGGAGACGUGGGUUCCCUCCACAAGCUAUUAACAAUUUCUGUGCCCGGGUGGGUGUGACUGUUGCCCAGACCACCAUGGAGCCACACCUGUUGGAGGCGUGUGUUAGGGAGGUGCUUAAUGACACCGCUCCUCGUGCCAUGGCCGUACUCGAGCCUCUCAAAGUCACCAUCACCAACCUACCAACCAAUGCACAGAAGGAGGUUCGAGUCCCAGACUUCCCAGCCAAUGAAGCCAAGGGUAGUCAUGUGGUUCCCUUCUCAAAGACCAUCUUUAUUGAGAAGAGUGACUUCAGAGAGGUGAUGGAGAAGGGCUAUAAGCGCCUGACUCCAGAUCAGCCAGUAGGCUUGAGACAUGCGGGAUACGUCAUCUCUGUACAGCGUGUCAUCAAGGAUGGCUGUGGUAAUGUGUGUGAGCUAGAGGUGACGUGUGCCAGCUCAGACUCCGUAGAAAAACCCAAAGCGUUCAUUCAGUGGGUGAGCAAUCCACUGCAGUGUGAAGUGCGCCUGUAUGAAAGACUGUUUCUCCAUAAAAACCCAGAGGACCCAGCUGAAGUUCCUGCUGGAUUCCUGACUGACAUUAACCCUUAUUCCCUAACAGUGAUUGAAAGUGCCUUAGUAGACCGUUCUGUGGGCAAGUCCAAAGUGUUCGAUAAGUUUCAGUUUGAGAGAGUGGGAUAUUUUUCUGUUGACCCUGAUAGCACAUCUGAAAAGUUGGUGUUCAACAGAACCGUUACACUCAAGGAGGACCCAGGAAAGAUAUGACCAGACUGCAAGACAGACGCUGUACUUUCAGCUGCACAGCCAUCAUGAAUCACAAUGCAACUUUCAAUAAAAUCAAAUAAAGCAGGGAAUUUAACGUAUUAUA
Molecule: messenger RNA, 2685 nt
Organism: Cyprinus carpio (common carp)
Lineage: Eukaryota; Metazoa; Chordata; Actinopteri; Cypriniformes; Cyprinidae
Product: glutamine--tRNA ligase-like
Biological process (GO): glutaminyl-tRNA aminoacylation; translation
Cellular component (GO): cytoplasm; aminoacyl-tRNA synthetase multienzyme complex; cytosol
Molecular function (GO): ATP binding; glutamine-tRNA ligase activity
Source: RefSeq, a predicted model, not a curated record